UUGCAAGAAAGAAAAAAGGACACCUCUCUUAACUCCACGCCGCCGCCGUUGCUGCUCCCUUUUGUUCUCAGCUCGGCGCCUCUCGCAACCCGAGCGCGGUUAGCCCACGCACCGACCCGACGCACGCCACCGUCUCCCAUCCCGAAUACCUCCGGUGCUCAGCGUCAUGGACGGCCUCUCCAAGACCAUCGGCGGCGGUGGCCCUAGCGUUCCGGCGGGAUCCCACCCCGCGGGCGGGAGCCAGGCGGCGGCCGGAGGAGGCGCGACGCAGCGGACGCAGUACCCGUAUGUGACUGGUACUUCAGUCAUUGCCUUGAAAUACAAGGAUGGUGUGAUUAUGGCAUGUGACACUGGAGCCUCCUAUGGAUCAACUUUGAGAUACAAGAGUGUGGAACGCAUUAAGGCAGUUGGCAAGCAUAGCAUCAUUGGAGCAAGUGGAGAGUACAGCGAUUUCCAGGAGAUCCUGCGCUAUCUGGAUGAACUAACUCUGUCUGAUCAUAUGUGGGAUGAUGGAAACUCCCUGGGCCCCAAAGAGAUCCACUCUUAUUUGACAAGAGUGAUGUACAACAGACGCAACAAGUUUGAUCCUCUCUGGAACUCACUUGUACUUGGUGGAGUGAAAAAGGGUCCAAAGGGAGAUGAGAAGUAUCUUGGCAUGGUUAACAUGAUUGGCACCCACUUUGAGGAAAACCAUGUGGCUACUGGAUUUGGAAAUCAUCUGGCGAUCCCAAUACUUCGUGCUGAAUGGCGCGAGGAUAUGACUUUUGAAGAAGCUGUUAAGCUGGUUGAGAAGUGCUUGCUGGUCUUGCUGUACCGUGACAGGUCAUCUAUCAACAAAUUCCAGAUUGCCAAGAUCACAACUGAAGGAUCAACCAUCUAUCCACCAUACUCCUUGAAGACUUACUGGGGCUUCACUCACUUUGAAAACCCAGCCCAGGGCGCUGUGGGAUCAUGGUAGAUUUAUGUUCCGUGCACGCCACGAAUCAUGCCAUGAACUUAGGGGAAAACAAUCUGUGCUGCUGAAAUUAAAUCCUUUGUCGACGUUUGUUCUGAACAUCACUGGAACUCUGCAUUUGCUUGUAUGACAUGCUUAUGGUUCAGCGAGUUUAAUUCCAGGGUUUGGUCAAUUGUUGUGAAUGUGAAAAAAUGGAUUGUGCGGUUGCGUUCUCA
Molecule: messenger RNA, 1170 nt
Organism: Sorghum bicolor (sorghum)
Lineage: Eukaryota; Viridiplantae; Streptophyta; Magnoliopsida; Poales; Poaceae
Product: proteasome subunit beta type-4
Exons: 6
Coding region: 167-958 (263 amino acids)
Cellular component (GO): proteasome core complex, beta-subunit complex; nucleus; proteasome core complex
Source: RefSeq, a predicted model, not a curated record